CAACUUAUCAAUUCCCAUUUCCUUUUGAAUGAAGUGGAAAAUUUAUAUUCCUAUACAUGCAGCAUGAUCUCCAAGUACAUAUGCAAUAUAUAUAUAUAUAUAUAUAUAACCAAUAUCUACUAUAGUACUUACAACAUUGUUAACACUAUUGUUUCCUUCCUCUAUAUAUAUAAAUAUGUAAGGGAGAGAAGAGGAAGAAGAGUGAUUUAAGUUAGCAAAUUAAAGAAGAAAUGGAUUUUAGAGGAAGGAUACGGACAUUACCAUCCAGGGAAGAUGAGGAGAGAAUAACCUUAAAGAAAAGGUUGUUCAAAAGUGCCAUGGAAGGUGAUUGGAAAGAAGUGGUGAAUUUGUACCAGAAGCACCCAGAGGUUCACAAGGCCAAGUUCCGUCGAUCAGGGGACACUGCAUUGCACGUAGCCAUCUCAUCUGGCCAAGAAGACGUUGUUUUACAGCUAGUGAAUCUCGUGAGAUCCAAUGAGGCUCUGAAGGUGAAAAAUGAGAGAGGGAAUACCCCUCUCCAUUUUGCAGCAUCAUUGGGGCUUGUAAGGGCCUGCAAUUCCAUUGCAAGUAAAGACUCAAAACUAAUCGGUGUUCGCAACUAUGACAGUGAGACUCCUUUCUUCUUGGCCGCUCUCAAUGGUAAGCUAGACGUUUUUCUUCGUCUCCAUUAUAUGUUUGACAGUACAGAACAAGGCUACUUAUAUUGUAGAAGGAGUGAUGGUGAAACUGUUCUUCACUCUGCAAUCAAUGGGGACUAUUUUGAUUUGGCAUUUCAAAUAAUUCAUAGAUACGAAAAGCUUGUGCAUUACGUGAACGAACUAGGAUUUUCCCCUCUCCAUCUUCUUGCAAGCAAGCCUACUGCAUUCAGGAGUGGGAGUCAUCUUGGAUGGUUCAACCGGAUCAUUUAUAAUUGUAUAUUUGUUGAUGAGCUCACGGUGGAAACCAUCUACGACCAACCUCCUGAUGAUUCAUUGAAUCCUUCUGAAGACGACCGAAAGAAUCCAUCUCAUCUAGAGAAGUCCUAUCCAGAGAACUAUCAUACCUGCAUCAACUUUUUCGGACUAGUCGGACUAGUGUCCAAGAUAGUCUUUAGUGGUGGUAAAGGUUGGCAUCAAAAAAGAAAAAAUAAAGGGAAUGACGAGGAAGCAGAUGCCAAAGAAGAAGAUAAUUUGAGGCAACAAAGACAUCAACCGUUUCCUAUUAAUUACGCCACGUGCUUUGAUACCAUCAAGCUCAUAUCAAAAGCAACGCUGUACAUUCUCGAAAAAGGGUCUAGAGAAAUAAAGAAGAUAAAGGAGCAAAAAGAGCAGCAUACAUGGUCCGUCCAGAUCAUGAAUGAACUUCUUAGACAUGCUGAUGAGUAUGAUGAUGAGUAUGAUGAUGACUUUGGAUCAAGGCUGGAUCCAGAAUUUUUCGAAACUGAAGAAACGCCCUAUUCAUUUGGGGAAUAUGAAGGCAAUAUUUUCAGAAUGCCCGAUACGGAGCAGAUAACGCCAAUUGACAACAGUUUUUCAACGGCUAACCAAAUCCAAGGACGGAAAAGUAAUGAGAAGAGUGGAGAAGGCCUCAACACAGAUGAAUUAAUGAAAGUAGACUGUAGCUCUUCAUUUCCAACUGCAGGUGAGAAAAUGAAUAGUGACAUGAAGGGCAUAAGGGAGAUCGACAAGAGGGAGACACCCUUAUUGGUUGCCGCAAAGAAAGGCAUAACGGAAAUGGUGGAGGCAAUACUUAAACACUCUCCGGUGGCCAUCCAAGACAUGAAUAGGGAAAAUAAGAAUGUAGUUCUUCUGGCAGUGGAAAACCGACAACUUGAUGUAUACAUGCUCUUACUCAAGAGAAAUAGCAUGAGAGAUAGUGUAUUUCUGAAGGUGGACGAUGAAGGCAAUGGUGCAUUGCAUCUUGCUGCAAAGCUAGGAGAACAGAGCCGUUGGCUGGUCGCUGGCGCCGCAUUGCAAUUGCAAUGGGAAAGCAAGUGGUAUCAGUUGGUUAAGGAGUCCAUGCCAUUCGUACGCUAUAACAGGCGUGGUGAAACACCAGAAGAAAUCUUCAUAAAAUCACACCUCCCACUCAUCCAAGAUGGUGUGUCAUGGCUCUAUCAUGCCUCCGACUCAUGCUCUGUUGCCGCGGCUCUUGUCACCACUGUGGCCUUUGCCAGCUCGGCCACCUUACCUGGCGGGGUUAACGACAGCGGCUCACCAACUUUGGAAAAACAACCAGCAUUCUUGGCCUUCUCAAUUGCCACAUUGUUUGCUCUCUGUCUCUCCACAAUCUCUCUGGUUGCGUUUUUAUCAAUUUUAACUUCUCGACACAAAGUGAAGGACUUCACAGGGUCUCUGCCCAGGAAAUUUCUCAUAGCCCUAACCACACUCCUAGGCGCCAUCUUUGCUAUGUUAGUCUCUUUCUCUUCAAGCCAUUUCCUUAUUGUUAAGGACAGGCUGCAGAUAAGCGCCGCCUAUCCUCUGUACACAAUGUUAUGUUUGGGGGCUUCCCUUUUUGUUGUCUUUCAGUUUCCUAUUUAUUUUGAUUUUCUAGCCUAUACAUUCUCUAAAUUGCCUCCACGCAGUUACGUAACUGACGAACUGGCACAGCUCUAGCUAGUUUGCUUUUCUUCGUCAUCGUCGUCAUCCUAAUUUUUCUCUUCAUCUUCAUGUUUUUACCUUCUUCUUUUUUCAUUUACUGCAAGCAUGGGUGUAUUUUUAUUUUCUUCUAAAUAAACAGAACUAUUGAUCAUUCUGUAAUUAUGAGUUGUGCCUAUCCUUACCUAUUCAUUAA
Cornus florida is the source of this 2772-nucleotide messenger RNA. RefSeq lists its product as uncharacterized. The transcript has 9 exons. Bases 231 to 2594 code for a protein of 787 amino acids. The record is from RefSeq and is a predicted model, not a curated record. Gene Ontology annotation, molecular function: protein binding. Lineage: Eukaryota; Viridiplantae; Streptophyta; Magnoliopsida; Cornales; Cornaceae.